Messenger RNA from Silurus meridionalis, 2292 nucleotides. RefSeq names its product extracellular calcium-sensing receptor-like. Gene Ontology annotation, molecular function: G protein-coupled receptor activity. The coding region runs from base 16 to 2292 and encodes 758 amino acids. Gene Ontology annotation, biological process: G protein-coupled receptor signaling pathway. Gene Ontology annotation, cellular component: membrane. NCBI's taxonomy places the organism in Eukaryota, Metazoa, Chordata, Actinopteri, Siluriformes, Siluridae. The transcript has 5 exons. The record is from RefSeq and is a predicted model, not a curated record.
CGCCUCGCUCAGACCAUGAUCUUUGCAAUUGAGGAAAUCAACAGAAGCAACAGCUUGCUCCCAAAUAUUUCAGUUGGUUACAUGCUUUAUGACAACUGUCUUACAAGAAUGCUAUCUAUGAAAGCAGCCAUGGCUUUAAUGAAUGGUAUGGAAAUAAGAGCAAAUGGGUCUUGCUCAGGACAAGCAGUAGUGCAAGCCAUCAUAGGCGAAUCAGAGUCUUCUCCUACUAUAGCACUUACAAAAACUACAGGGCCUUUUCGGAUUCCGGUGGUAAGUCAUGCUGCCACAUGUGAAUGUUUGAGCAACAGAAAAGAGUACCCCUCUUUCUUUAGGACCAUAGCAAGUGACUAUUACCAGAGUAGAGCUUUAGUCUACCUGGUCAAGCACUUUGGCUGGUCUUGGGUGGGAGCUGUGAACAGUGAUAAUGACUAUGGCAACAAUGGAAUGGCCAUUUUUCUGAAUGCAGCCAAAGACGAGGGAAUAUGUGUUGAAUAUUCUGAAAAGUUUGACAGGGCAGAUACUGCUAAAAUCAUGAAAGUGGCAGAUAUUAUUAAGCAAGGGACAGCCAAAGUAAUAAUCAUAUUUCUUGCUCACUUCGAUAUGAAAAUUCUAAUACAUCACCUUGGCCUAAAAAAUGUCACUGGCUACCAGAUGAUUGGUGUUGAGGCAUGGAUUACUUCUGCCAAUCUAAUAAUACCAGGAAGCUUCGACAUACUGGCUGGAUCUAUUGGUUUUGCUAUCGGAAAAUUGAACCUUGGUGGUUUUGCUGACUAUGUUGCCAACGAAUUUUGGCAAACAGCAAUCCCUUGCUUACAGACUGAAGGAAACGAUUCUCAAACUGAAAGUAACUGCAGCAAAUAUAAAGAUAUUAUGCAAUUUAAAGACUACCAUGAAGAUAUAGCAGAACUGAGGUACGCAAAUAAUAUGUACAAUGCAGUUUAUGCUGUGGGACAUGCUCUACACAGUCUUCUGAAAUGCACAGAAAACCAAAGCUGUGAGAAAAACAAAAAGAUUCAACCAUGGCAGGUUGUUGAGUCUCUUAAAAAGGUGAAUUUUACCACCAAAUCAGGAGAUCAUGUUUUCUUUGACAGCACUGGGGCAACUGCUGCAAAGUAUGAUGUGGUGAACUGGCAACGUGGGUUGAAUGGAGAAGUGGAGUUUAAGGUUGUGGGCUAUUAUGAUGCCUCUCUGCCACAUGGACAACAGUUUGUCCUAAAUGCUGAAGAUAUAGUGUGGGCUGGAGAGAAAAAAGAGAAGCCAAGGUCUGUGUGCAGUGAAAGCUGUCCUCCAGGAACCAGGAAAGCUGCACAGAAAGGAAGGCCUGUCUGCUGUUAUGACUGUAUACCAUGUGCAGAGGGAGAGAUCAGUAACCAGACAGAUUCAAAUAACUGUGAGCAGUGUCCAGGAGAAUAUUGGUCUAAUGCUGAAAGAGAUAAAUGUGUGUUAAAGGUUAUAGAGUUUCUCUCAUUUACAGAGGUUAUGGGAAUAGUCUUGAUAGUCUUUUCAUUAGUUGGAGCCGCAUUAACUGUAUUAGUAGCUAUUUUAUUCCUAAUAGAAAGAGACACUCCUAUAGUUAGGGCCAAUAAUUCAGAGCUGAGCUUCCUGCUGCUCUUCUCACUGACUCUGUGUUUCCUCUGUUCACUUACUUUCAUUGGACGGCCAUCUCAGUGGUCCUGUAUGCUGCGCCACACAGCUUUUGGGAUCACAUUUGUACUCUGUAUCUCCUGUGUUCUGGGGAAAACAGUAGUGGUGUUAAUGGCCUUCAGAGCUACACUUCCAGGAAGCAAUGUCAUGAAAUAUUUUGGGCCUCUACAGCAGAGACUCAGUGUAGUUGCAUUCACUCUCAUACAGGUCCUUAUUUGUGUGCUUUGGUUAACAAUUUCUCCUCCUUUCCCCUACAUGAACAUGAACUACUACAAGGAAAAGAUCAUAUUAGAAUGUAACUUGGGCUCAGCUAUAGGUUUCUGGGCCGUGCUGGGUUAUAUUGGAGUUCUGGCUUUCUUAUGCUUUGUUUUGGCUUUUCUAGCUAGAAAGCUGCCAGAUAAUUUUAAUGAAGCAAAAUUCAUCACAUUCAGUAUACUCAUAUUCUGUGCAGUGUGGAUCACCUUUAUUCCAGCUUAUGUCAGCUCUCCUGGAAAAUUCACUGUAGCUGUGGAGAUCUUUGCCAUUUUGGCCUCCAGUUUUGCUCUGCUGUUCUGUAUAUUUACUCCUAAAUGUUAUAUUAUUCUGUUUAAACCUGAACUAAACACCAAGAAAAAUAUGAUGGGCAAAAUGGCUUCUAAAUCCCUUUAA